UAACCCGAGCUACAAAGAGGGGGAGCGUCCGGGCGGAGGAGGGCGGAGCGGCGGCGGUGCCGGGGCAUCUCCGCCGCCCUCCCGCGGGGAAGGAGCCCGGGACCCGGCCUCGGCCCCCACGCGGGGCCGCCCUGCGCCCGCGCCCGCCGGAGCCAUGAAGAAGAACAACCCCUCCAAGAGGGGGCUGCAGGACGGAAACCAUCAGUCCGCACCGCCAGAGAAGGUCGGCUGGGUCCGGAAAUUCUGCGGGAAGGGGAUUUUCAGGGAGAUUUGGAAAAACCGCUAUGUAGUGCUGAAAGGAGACCAGCUCUACAUCUCUGAGAAGGAGGUGAAAGAUGAGAAAAAUAUUCAAGAAGUGUUUGACCUGAGUGACUAUGAGAAGUGUGAAGAGCUCCGAAAAUCCAAGAGCAGAAGCAAGAAAAAUCAUAGCAAGUUUACUCUUACCCACUCCAAGCAGCCGGGUAACACGGCACCCAACCUGAUCUUCCUGGCAGUGAGUCCAGAAGAGAAGGAGUCGUGGAUCAACGCCCUCAACUCCGCCAUCACCCGAGCAAAGAACCGCAUCUUGGAUGAGGUCACCGUUGAGGAGGACAGCUAUCUCGCACACCCCACAAGAGACAGGGCAAAAAUCCAGCACUCCCGCCGCCCCCCAACUCGGGGACACCUCAUGGCUGUGGCUUCCACCUCUACCUCGGAUGGGAUGCUGACCUUGGACCUGAUCCAAGAAGAGGACCCUUCCCCUGAGGAGUCUACUUCCUGUGCGGAGAGCUUCCGGGUGGACCUGGACAAAUCUGUGGCCCAGCUGGCAGGCUGUCGGCGGAGAGCAGACUCGGACCGCAUCCAGCCUUCCUCAGAGCGGGCCAGCAGCCUUCCCCGGCCUUGGGAAAAGCCCAACAAGGGGGCCACCUACACCCCCCAGGCCCCCAAGAAGUUGACGCCCACAGAGAAAGGCCGCUGUGCCUCCCUGGAGGAGAUCCUGUCUCAGCGGGACACGGCCCCUGCCCGCAUCCUCCAGCUGCGGGCUGAGGAGUCUCCAGCCCCCGGCCCACCCCACCCAGGGCAGCUGUCCCGCAUCCAGGACCUGGUAGCAAAGAAACUGGAGAAGACUCAGGAGCUGCUGGCAGAGGUUCAGGGACUGGGAGAUGGCAAGCGGAAGGCCAAGGACCCCCCUCGGUCUCCUCCUGAGUCUGAGUCAGAGCAGCUGCUGCUGGAGACAGAGCGGCUGCUGGGAGAGGCCUCAUCGAACUGGAGCCAGGCAAAGCGGGUGCUGCAGGAAGUCAGGGAGCUGAGGGACCUGUACAGACAGAUGGACCUGCAGACAUCGGACUCCCACCUCAGACAGACCACCCAGCACAGUCAGUACCGGAAGAGCUUGAUGUGAAGGAAGACUCGUCGGGAACUUGGUGGGGGCGGACAGACUCUUAUCUCCAAGUGUUUGCAGGAUAAAGCUUUUUUAUUUACCUCAAUCAAAAAAAAAAAAAACCCACAAACACAAACUCAUUGCUCUUGCUGGUGCCUGACCCCUACCACUCUGCUCUGCCCCUACCCUCUCUCCUUACUUAGCCCCCCACCACUUUUGAGGAAAGGUGACCCCGAUAGCAGGAAUAAGGAGAGAGAGAAGGGUCGCACAGGCAACCCGCUCGCUUGCCAGACACUGCCUGCCUCGCGGGCCUGUGGCUGAUGGACAGAGGCACACACAGGCUUCUAAAUCCAUGGGGGCUGGGGAGAGCAGGUUUUCUCGUAUGUCCCAUUCCACACUUUCAAUCUGAGGGUGAAAUUUCAGCUGCCCAACUCUAGUUCUGGGGAUGUGGAGGCCAAGGCCACCUGUCCAUGCCAUAGGAGAAGUGAAAUUUACCCCAGCCCUGCAGAGGAUGUGUGGAAUUAAACUCUCAGUCUCUCAAGAUUGAGCUGCCUUGGGCUGGGGCCAAGCAGGGCUCAGUGGUAGAGCAGUUGUCCAGCACGGUGAGGACCUGGGUUCCAUCCCCAUACUGCAAAAAAGGAGUGGGGGGUUACUGGCGGGAUUGGGCUGCCCUUCCCUACAGAGAUACUGCCUCCACUGGAUGGACUAGCUUGGUCAUUUGACUAGGAGGCCUGGCACAGGGGAACUGGGAACUGCUGACCCCAUGGAAGAACUGAAUUAAGAAUGAAACUGAUUUGUGAUACAAGCUGAGUAGGAUGAAGAGGGAAACCAAACCUAUGUCUGGGUUCCUCUUUCAGCCAGGCAAGGGUUUCCUAUAGUCUCCCCCUCCUCCUGCAGACCCAGUGCCGAGCAGCUCAGCUCAGAGGACCCUGCUCGAGUACCAGCCUGCAGCUGCUGGGCUUCCUUACAUGCUUGUCCACAGUAGGAUCCACAACUCAAUUUAUUUUAUUUGCUGCUUUUCUCUGAAGUGUCUGAAAUCAGGUGUAAUAACAGUGAUAAGUUCCACAGGGGAGUUGUGAACAUACAAAUUAUGUUUGGAAAGAAGGGGACAGAAAGCCUCAUGAAUCAAGUGAAUGAGGGGCUAGAAAACCCUUGAAAAGCUUCUUGAUCCUUCUCCCUAAAUUUCUCACCCCCAAGAGCUGAGUCCUAGAACUUCAGCGGCUGUGAGUGGGGAGGAGAGAGAGGAAAUGGAGACAAGUUCCUUGUAGAACUUGGCCGUGAGGCUGCCUUGGUGUUAGGGAGCUGGACUACGAGAGAGAGGAAAACGCUAUGGGAGAAGCAGAAACCCUUCAGUUCCCCUUCUGCUGCAGCCACCUGAGCAAAGGGGGCCUACAUUAAACCAGCCAGGGAAGAGGGACUCGCUCUCUCUCCCCCCGCACUCCCUGUCACGAAGGCUUGUCCUGUAUCAGGCCUGUAGUUAUGUAGUCUGUUCCCCAAAACAAGCAUCCUACUUGAGUCAGGGAAAGUGUGGCGGUGCCACCGUGCUGUCCUGCCCAGGGUCUCCUUAGGGACGACAAGAGGGAACCGAGGUCUGCAGGCUUCCUGUCCUCCAGGUAGGCUCCACUCCCAAACUCAGCCUGUGCUACAAAUAUUGAAAGUCUGAGUUAAAAUUACACUUUCUUAUAAAUCUC
Messenger RNA from Heterocephalus glaber (naked mole-rat), 3051 nucleotides. It is a transcript of the gene Plekho1, whose product is annotated as pleckstrin homology domain containing O1. The record is from RefSeq and is a predicted model, not a curated record. Gene Ontology annotation, biological process: regulation of myoblast fusion. NCBI's taxonomy places the organism in Eukaryota, Metazoa, Chordata, Mammalia, Rodentia, Bathyergidae. Gene Ontology annotation, cellular component: ruffle membrane; muscle cell projection membrane.